UUGUUCCGUUACUGUCUCCAACCGCCGUCCGUUGCGUCAGCCACUCAGAGGCUUGCCCCCCGGAGACAAACUAUAGAAGAUGCAUAUUCUCCCCCAGCUAACUUUCUAGAAAUUGAUGUUUGUCGUCCUCUGACUCAUGGUGAGGGAAAAAACCGGUACACAGACUAUGAGGUCAAUCUAAGGACGAAUUUGCCUAUUUUUGCUCUCAAGGAGUCCUCCGUGCGGCGAAGAUACAGUGAUUUCGAAUGGUUAAGGAAUGAGCUUGACCGUGAAAGCAAGGUGAUUGUAAACAGUAGUCUAUUGGUUAAUGACCACGACCUGAAUUCCCGUGGUAUUUUCAUCGCAAUUAUGCACCCGCUUUGUCGCUUUCCUUUUUUAUCUGCAAACAAGGAUAUAGCUUUUGGCCCUGUUGGCGAGUAA
Molecule: messenger RNA, 420 nt
Organism: Echinostoma caproni
Lineage: Eukaryota; Metazoa; Platyhelminthes; Trematoda; Plagiorchiida; Echinostomatidae
Source: the annotation of a GenBank genome assembly